Messenger RNA from Monodelphis domestica (gray short-tailed opossum), 5219 nucleotides. It is a transcript of the gene ZSCAN29, whose product is annotated as zinc finger and SCAN domain containing 29. Gene Ontology annotation, cellular component: nucleus. Gene Ontology annotation, biological process: regulation of transcription by RNA polymerase II. Gene Ontology annotation, molecular function: DNA-binding transcription factor activity, RNA polymerase II-specific; RNA polymerase II cis-regulatory region sequence-specific DNA binding. The record is from RefSeq and is a predicted model, not a curated record. Lineage: Eukaryota; Metazoa; Chordata; Mammalia; Didelphimorphia; Didelphidae.
CUACUGGACACCCCCGGGCUCUUCCCCAGGAUCUUAUUUCCCCCCCCUCCCAAAGCGCUUCAUCCCUCUGAAGUCCCGCGAUCAGCUGUCACCCGUAGCUCAGGGUGACCCCGAAGGACCACCCAGCCUUGGCGAGGGAGAAACUUCUCACAGGUACCCAGGUGCAGUGAUUUCCCAAAGGAUUGAAGGCAUAAAAGAUAGAAGCCCUGGCUCCCAGACCCCGCAGCUUGUGUCAAGCUGCCUUCUACAGUGAAAGAUGGCCAAAUCCACUCUGAAAGGGGAUGGGGGUAACUCUGAGACUUUUCGGCAGCGUUUCAGAAAGUUCCAUUAUCAGGAGGUGGCUGGGCCCCGUGAAGCUUUCAGUCAACUCUGGGAAUUAUGCUGUAGAUGGUUAAGGCCAGAGGUUCGCACCAAGGAACAAAUACUAGAGAUACUGGUACUGGAGCAAUUCCUGACUGUCCUACCUGGGGAGAUUCAGACCUGGGUACAGGAUCAUUGUCCAGAGAGUGGAGAAGAAGCUGUGACCUUGGCAGAAGAAUUGGAGAAAGAGCCUAAAAGACCAGAGUGCCGGGUCACUGUCCCUGUGAAAGGCCAGGAAGUUAGACCUGAGAAGAUGGCACCCCUAAGAUCACCUCUGGAGUUACUAAGUGUUCGGCAAGAAGCUGUGGAGUCCCAGCCCAAGGUUGUGGCCAAGAAAGAAGGGGCUGGUUGCCCAGAACCAGGACCACAAGAACAACUUAACCUAAAGGAAAAGCUCAGACUUCAUCAAAGGACUGGAUUUCCUUUCCCCAAAUCUGGCAUGGUUUCUGGGACAGAGAGAAGAGAACCAUGGGUCCCAGAUCUGGGUUCCAAGGAGAGGGAACUCUCAAGAAGCAGUCACACAGGUGACAAACGAAUGCACUCUGAUCUUUUGCCAUCAAGGAGGGAAAGAAAAAACUGGGGAGACCAGGAGCAGUGGGGCUUUGAGGAUGAAAAGGUAGCUGGUGUGCACUGGGGGUAUGAAGAAACCAGAACUCUACUUGCAAUUCUAAGUCAGACUGAGUUUUAUGAAGCCCUUCGGAACUGUCACCGUAAUAGCCAAGUGUAUGGAGCAGUUGCUGAGAGACUGAGGGAAUAUGGCUUCCUACGAACACUUGAACAAUGUCGGACCAAGUUUAAAGGCCUCCAGAAAAGUUACCGUAAAGUCAAGGGUGGCCAUCCGCCUGAGACCUGCCCCUUCUUUGAAGAGAUGGAAGCCUUGAUGAGUGCCCAGGUCAUUGCUUUGCCCAGCAAUGGCAUGGAGGAGGAGGCAGCAGCUCACCCUGGCCUGGUAGCCAGUGAUGCCGAAACAGAAGACCAGGAACAUGGGGCCUGGCAGCAAGAGGAGGCAGCAGAAGAAGCCACAGUGGAAGAUUCUGAUGGUGAUGAAACAGGCCCCCAGGAGUCUGGGAGCCCCAGUGCGCCAGUCCUUUUCCGAAGCCCAAGUGGUGUACACUGGGGCUAUGAAGAGACCAAGACUUAUCUUGCAAUCCUUAGUGAAACUCAGUUUUACGAAGCUCUACGGAACUGUCAUCGUAACAGUCAAUUGUAUGGGGCAGUGGCUGAACGAUUAUGGGAAUAUGGUUUCCUCAGGACACCAGAACAGUGUCGGACUAAAUUUAAAAGCCUCCAAACCAGCUAUCGGAAAGUUAAGAGUGGUCAUGCCCCAGAGACUUGCCCCUUCUUUGAGGAGAUGGAUGCCUUGGUGAGUACCCGGGCUGCUGCCCCACCUAGUGAUGGUCUGGAGGAGGAGGCAGGACCUCAUUCUGGCUUGGUGGCCAGUGAUGGUGAAACAGAAGAGCAAGACCAGGAGGGCUGGCAGCAGGGAGAGGCAGCUGAGGAAGUCAUGGCCACAGCAGAAGACUCAGAGGGUGAAGAAGUGGGUGCUGAGGAGGCACCUCGAAGUUCUGGGAGCCCUGGUGCUCCAGUGCUGUUUCAAAGCCCAAGGGGUUUUGAGGCUGGAUUUGAGAACAAGCAGAACACAAAACGGGAUAUUUCUGAGGAAGUAGAACUGCAUCGAACAUUACUUGCAAGAUCUGAAAGGAAAAUUCCUCAUCGUUUUAAUCAGGGAAAAGACAGCGACAGUGAUUGCAAGUCAGGAAGGCAAUGGGCAAAGUCCCCAGUGGAGAGAAGAGGAAAACUGACACCCCCAGAAAAGGGAUUAGGGAAAAUACUAAGUCAUCAAAAACCUUUCUUAGGAGAUAGACCCUAUAAAUACCUUAGGUAUGGAAAAAGCUUUGGUCCAAAUUCACACCUUCUCAUGCAUCAGAUACCCCACCAGAUAGAGAAUCCAUAUAAGUGUGGAGAUUGUGGGAAAAGUUUCAGUCGAAGUGCACGCCUCAUUAGACACAGAAGGAUACACACUGGAGAGAAACCAUAUAAAUGUCUUGACUGUGGAAAAAGUUUCCGUGACAGUUCAAACUUUAUCACUCAUCGAAGGAUUCACACAGGAGAGAAACCCUACCAGUGUGGUGAGUGUGGAAAACGAUUCAAUCAGAGUUCAAGUCUUAUCAUACAUCAGAGAACCCAUACUGGAGAAAAGCCCUAUCAAUGUGAAGAGUGUGGAAAAAGCUUCAAUAAUAGUUCUCACUUUAGUGCACACAGACGAAUCCACACAGGAGAGAGACCCCAUGUGUGUCCUGAUUGUGGGAAAAGCUUCAGUAAAAGCUCUGACUUAAGGGCACAUCACAGAACCCACACAGGAGAGAAGCCCUAUGGAUGUCAUGAAUGUGGGAAAUGUUUCAGCAAAAGUUCAGCCCUUAAUAAACACCGAGAAAUCCACACAAGAGAAAAGUUAUCACAGUCAGAACCUAAGUAAAAACCUGAGAAUCUGCAAAGAGCUUUUAUAAAUGUAUUAUUUGGGAAAACAUGUUCUAGUAGAGAUCCUAUCUAAUAGAGUUGCCCACCUGGCUUAGGAAAUGCCCUUUAGGUUUACCCCUCUGUGGUGCUCCUUACUGUAAUUUUCUGAGUCUGAAGCCACAAUGCCAAGGCAAUAAGAUCUAAGGAACAAAGGUCAGAAGAUCUAGACCCCAUCAUAGCCCUGCUUCUGACUUGACAAAGUUCCUUGCCCCUUCUCAGUGCCUAUGUCAUUCCUUCAAUACAGUGGAGAAGAUCCUGUGAAUUAAACUUGGCUCUCAUCCUGUCAUUUUGCUGUAUUUCUGACUGGAAACAUUUCAGCAGCAUCACAGGGAAAAGAUGUUAUGGAUUUAUCUCAUGAUUCUAAGUUUCCACCCAUAUGACACAAUGAAAAUACUGAAAGGAAUGAUUCUUCUUGUUCACAUAAAACUGUACUCAGAAUGAUGGAACUGGAUUUACUCUCCCCUUUCCUUUACCCUUAAUGAAGAAUUUAUUUAGUGUUCCUCUUAGUCAUGUCCUACAAAUUGUCUUGUUAAGAAUCUAGGUGUUGUUUUGGGGGAAGAUGUUACAAAACUUGUGUAAAUUUGAAGUGUCAAUUAUGGAUAACUAUUGCUCAGUUUGCUUUAACCCCUAGAUGGUUCUGAGUAGAAAGAAAAUUCCUGUAUUUCUAGUACCUAGUUUCUUACUUCCCUUCUAUCCCACUUCUGUAUUUCAAUGGUCCCUUCUAGCCCCAAAGAGCAAGCCAGCUGGGCAGAGGGUAGGAAGGAGCAUUAAUAGGGAUUUCCCCUGGUAUUCAGUUCACCUAGUACAGUGUUAUGCACCCUGUGGACGUUCAAUACUUCUUGACUAAUGAGCAGAAGACAUUUAGUAUGUUGCUAUUUACUGGGAACAGAAUCCACUAGUGCCACUAGCCCUCAAAUCUGAUAGAAAAUAAAGUAUCUUUGCCAGAUUGGUGGAGUUGCCAAUCUGUAUUCAGAAUAAAAAAAUGUACGUGGAAUAUGAUGCACUUAAGAAUAAGUCUGUUUACUGCUUCUUAUCAAAUAGUAUUAAAUUAAUUGCCCAAGUGUGCAUAAUACUGUGGUGGGCCCUAUAUAAAACAUGGUAAACAGAGCUGGACCUUAUCCUUUGGGAGCCUACAGUCUAAAAGUAGGUGACUUUGACACAGAUAUCAGGUAAUAAUCAAAUACACAUACACAGCAUAUAGCAGAUACUAAAUAGUUUAAGACAUAAAACUAGAAGGUUACGUAUUUACAAGUUUGGUGCAUUGUAAUGAAGUAUCAGGAAAGGUGCUGAUUCCAUUUAAUGAGUUACCAGAUAGUCUUGAAGGGAAUAAGAGGGAAAAAAUUCCUACAGUAGAAGCAGUUCAUGAGAAGGUAGAAGCUUGUGAGUGGAAAAAGUCUCUAAAAACUGGAAAGCAGAGUGUUUGGUGUGGGUAGAGCAAAGAAAAAUAGCUGGACUGUAGGGACAUAAAGGGGUGAUUCAGCUGUCAGGGGUACUUAAAACCAGAAUAUAGGGAACUUGACACCACUGAAGGGUUUUAAAACUCUGUUUAGAAGAAAUGACCUUAACUGAAACUUGAAGAUAUGCCAGAGUAUGCCAGAGGCAGAGAAACCAGAGGUGCAAUAAUCUAUCGGAGUAUCACUGAAGAUUGAUGGCUUCCAGUAUAUAAUAAGAAUGAGCCUAUUUGUGACUACAUGGGAAACCAAGAAAUCAGGAAUUAAGAGUUGAUUCUAAGGUACCUUAGUGAGUGAGAAAGGAUGCCUAACCAAUACAGUUGAGAAGAAAGAUAGAUAUAGGGGACUGAGGAUGGUGGAGAAUUUAUGUGGAAAGAUGAGCAGCUAUGUUUUCCUCACACUUAGCAGUGAGCUAAAAAUUCAAUGAAUUGUCCCAUAGUUGGAGUCAGAAAAGUGGCUAGGUUGUGAGGUGUUGGUAGAUGAAGAUAAUAUAUAAGAUUUUGAAGGUUCUGAUGGGGAAAGAAUACUGAGAUUCUAGAACACACUUUUAUUAGGAAUCAUAGACUGUCACCUCUCUUCCAUAGAUAUUAAAUAAGCAGUAAAAGGUGUAAGAAAACCAGCCUAAAACUGCCUUAAAGCCAAGCUCUGAGAUGGUAUAGAGUGUGUGAUCAAUAAUUCUAAAAAUCUGUUUACUGUCUUUAGCAUAUUCAUGUAAGGUCUUGUGGAAAUAUCAUGGGAAUGGGGUACAAAAAGACAUGAAUUCUAGUCUCUAAUGUCUUAUGUGUGUAAGUCAAACUGCCUCAUUUUCUCUAUCUGUAAAACAGAAAAAUGUUUACACCUUAUGCUGCCUCUCAGGGAUGCCUGUGAAUAAAUGAGAUGAUGUCUAUAAAA